AUGGCUGCGGCACCACCACCAUCAAUUUAUACAGAAUCAUUUAAUACCAGUAGCAAUAACAAUAUUCAAAAUGAAGUAAAUGAUAACGAUAGAGAUACUAUUUUAUCAGGUUUUUCGUUCGACGAAUAUUUUUUAGUUAAUGAAUCUAUUAGUGUUAUAAAAGAAAAUAAUUUUAAACAGAUUGCACUUCAAUUACCAGAUUAUUUAUUAUGGGCAUCUUCAGAACUAUCAAAUAAAAUUCAAAAGAGUGUACCACAAGAAUAUGGUAUCAAAGUAUUCAUUCUUGGUGACACUUCAUAUGGUUCAUGUUGUGUUGACGAGGUUACCUCGUCACAUUUAAAAGCAGAUUUUAUAAUACAUUAUGGUCACUCAUGCUUAUCACCAGAAAUAUUAGCAGAGCAAUUCAAAAAUAAUGAGAAUAUAAAAGUUUCAAAUAUAAAUACUUUUAAUAAUAUUUAUUUAACAAAAUCAUUUAAAAAUAACAACAACAAUAACAAUAGCAUUAGCAACGAAAACUGUGGAGUAAGUGAUUGUUGCAGUUCAAAUAACAAUAAUAAUGAUGGUUGCUGUGGCAAUACAAAAAAUAAUGACAGUAGUUGUUGUAAUUCAAAUAGCAAUAGUUGUAAAAAUAAUAAUAAUAAUAAUAAUAUCAAUAAUAACAAUAUAGAUAAUAAUGAAAAAAAUAACUUAAUUUCAGGUAGAAUUGUUGACCUAAACGAAAAUGAUGAUAUUAAAAACUAUAGUUUUGUUUGGAUUGGUGAUGAAUCUUUAACAUUGACAAAUAUUUUAUUAAACUUUAAUCAGCAAUCAAUUUAUAGAUAUUAUAUCGAUAAUAAUAAAAUCGCACAAGAAACCUUACCAAGAAAUAAAAGUUUAAUGAGAAGAUAUCAUAUUUCAGAAAAAUGUAAAGAUGCAAGUGUUAUUGGUAUUGUUGUUUCAACUUUAUCAGUUGCAAAAUACUCUGAAACUAUAGAUGGAUUAAAAAAAUUAAUUAUAAGUAGUGGUAAAAAACCAUAUGUUUUUGUAGUUGGUCGUUUAAAUGUUCCAAAAUUAGCAAAUUUUUCUGAAAUAGAUAUUUAUGUCAUUGUUGCAUGCUCAGAAAACACAAUGGUUGAUUCAAAAGAUUUCUAUAAACCAAUUGCAACCCCAUUCGAAUUAAAUCUUGCAUUAAGAAAUGAACAAUGGACAGGUGAAUAUGUUACAGAUUUUGGUAAAGUUUUCCCAAAGCUCUUAGAAGAGAAAUUAGAAUCAACAAGAGAAAAACCAGAAGAUGAAGUUGAAGAUGACGAAGGUAAUAUACAUCAUUUCUCAUUAGUUACUGGUAGAAUCGUUUUACAAAAUAAAUCUACUCAGCAACAAGAACAACAAUCAACUAGUGGCGAAAUAGUUUCAGUAGAUAACAGCUUUAAACAAAUUUCAUUGGUCGAAAAUCAUUUACAAAACAAAACUUACAAAGGUUUGGAUAUGAGAAUUGGUGAAACUCCUGUAACAGCCGCUAUUGAAGGUUUAAGUGGUAUUCCAAAGAAUUAUACAAGCGAAAAGAAUAAUCUUAAUAAAUAA
Messenger RNA from Dictyostelium purpureum, 1560 nucleotides. RefSeq lists its product as uncharacterized. Lineage: Eukaryota; Evosea; Eumycetozoa; Dictyosteliales; Dictyosteliaceae. Gene Ontology annotation, molecular function: 2-(3-amino-3-carboxypropyl)histidine synthase activity. The coding region runs from base 1 to 1560 and encodes 519 amino acids. Gene Ontology annotation, biological process: protein histidyl modification to diphthamide. The transcript has 3 exons. The record is from RefSeq and is a predicted model, not a curated record.